Calypte anna (Anna's hummingbird) is the source of this 1522-nucleotide messenger RNA. It is a transcript of the gene ASPNAT, whose product is annotated as N-acetyltransferase 8 like. Gene Ontology annotation, cellular component: mitochondrial membrane. NCBI's taxonomy places the organism in Eukaryota, Metazoa, Chordata, Aves, Apodiformes, Trochilidae. The record is from RefSeq and is a predicted model, not a curated record. Gene Ontology annotation, molecular function: L-aspartate N-acetyltransferase activity.
AUGCCGGCCGGUUCUAACCGGGAGAGGCCGAAGCUUUUAGGGUCCUCCGAAGAGCCCGCCCUCUACCCUGCGCGUCCUCCCCUCCCCCCCCCCUCCCCUUUCUCCGCCCCGCGGAGGGGUGCGGAGGUGGCCGCGGAGGGAGAAGUUACCGACACGGGGAAGGGAGGACGCGCCGUAGUAAUUUGCAAGGGGCGGUGCAGGGAUGGAAGGGGGGGACGGGGGGAGGGUGUUCCGCCCCCCCGAUCACAUGGCGACCCCGCGCAGCCAAUGCUGGGGGCUCUAGGACCCCGGGGACCCGCGUCCCCCCUCCCACAGCCCUAUAAAUGCCUCUCUAAAAUGCUGCGGAGCUCCUUCCUCCCGUCCCGCCCGGCUGAGCUGACCUGCGCCCCGCGCAGCUCUGCCUGGCGGGUCUCCGUCUUUGCUCCGCGCCCCGCUCCUUCCCCCUCCCCUUUUCUUUUUUUUUUUUUUUUUUUUUUUUUUUUUUUUUUUUUUUUCCCUCUUUUACAUCCCCUCCCAUUUUUCUCCUCCGCCCCUUCCCCGCGGCCGGUUUGCAUGCAUUGUCUGUCUCCCAAGAUGGUUUGUGAGACCAAGAUUGUGGCGGAAGAUCAUGAAUCAAUCCCGGGAUCCAAAAAAGACACGAUCAUUGUUUCUUCCACCCAGAUGUGGCCCUCUUUGGCGGGUUCCCCUUCCUCCCCUCCACCUCCCCUCAGCGCCCCAAAAGAGGACCCCCGCCGCGACAAUGUCUAUAUCCGCGAAUUCCACCCCUCUGAGCAGGAGGUGGUGCGCCGCAUAUUUUACGAGGGUAUCAUGGAGCGGAUCCCCAACACGGCGUUCAGGGGGCUGAAGCAGCAGCCACUCACUCAGCUGCUUUACGGGCUGCUGGCGGUAAUAUGCUUUGUUGUGACCAAGUCCUUCCUGCUGACCUGCUGUUUGCCCAUCUUUCUGAUGGGCAUGAGGUACUACUUCAGUAGAAAAGUUAUCCUCCACUAUCUCGAUUGUGCGCUGCAUACGGACAUGUCCGAUAUUGAGCAAUAUUACAUGAAACCACCAGGCUCCUGCUUCUGGGUCGCUGUCCUAGAUGGCAACGUGGUGGGGAUUGUGGCAGCCCGGGGCAACGAGGAGGACAACACGGUGGAGCUGCGCCGCAUGUCCGUCGACUCCAACUACCGUGGCAAAGGGAUCGCCAAGGCUCUGGGCCGCAAAGUCCUGGAGUUUGCCAUGCUCAACAACUACUCCUCCGUCGUGCUGGGAACCACGGCUGUGAAGAUGGCAGCCCACAAGCUCUACGAGUCCUUGGGGUUCAAGCACGAGGGUGUGGUUGAACAUUAUGCCCUGCCAGGGAUGACACACUCCUUACUGGAGAGAAUGUUUUUCCAGCUCCGCUACCACCGCUAUCGCCUGCAGCUGCGGGAAGAAUGAAAAAAAAAACAAAACCCAACCAACCAAACAAGAAAAAAAUUAUUUUUUUUUUUUCCCGCUCCUCCCCCUUCAGAAAUAAUAAAUUGCCCUUCUCUUUCUCAUC